Molecule: messenger RNA, 4836 nt
Organism: Oncorhynchus keta (chum salmon)
Lineage: Eukaryota; Metazoa; Chordata; Actinopteri; Salmoniformes; Salmonidae
Gene: fastkd5
Product: FAST kinase domain-containing protein 5, mitochondrial
Exons: 2
Coding region: 182-2593 (803 amino acids)
Biological process (GO): mitochondrial RNA processing; regulation of mitochondrial mRNA stability
Cellular component (GO): ribonucleoprotein granule; mitochondrial matrix
Molecular function (GO): RNA binding
Source: RefSeq, a predicted model, not a curated record
UAGUGCACAGCUACUUCGACAAAGAGUUCGCUUUCGCUGACGCUACUAUUUUUGUACCCGCACAGCGCCGUAGGUCAGAGCUCAUCAGCGACCUUACAGACAAGGAUCUUUCUGAAAUGUCAUAAAAAAUGAUAUAUAUUUUUCCUUGUGCAAGAUAUUGCUAUUAUCGCUUCUGAGGUGGAUGUCUGUGGGAUCAUUAUGCCAUGUGGCUAGGCUACGCCAUCUCUCCCUAGCCCUCCAUAGGCAGGUCCACAGAGCUCGGCAUCUGCACAACGCUUAUGGAGAACCUGAAACGGAGGGACUCGAUGAGGAGGAUGGGAGGGAAGGGGUACAUCCUGGGGGCUACAGGUUACAGUACAACCCCUCCUCUUACUAUCGGCCUCAGCAUGACCCUGGAGCCUCCGUGAGCAGGUUGGAGAUGGAGGAGCAGUGUCAGUCCACCGUCACCUCUGCCUUCAGGCAGCUGAGUAACCGCUACAGUGUCAGCUCCUCACGCCGCCUAUCCAGCACCAAGAACACUCUGCUGGACCUGGCCUUCAACAGAGGCACUGGGGCUAAGGCAGAAAGGGCACCCCGCUACCGCACAGAACCCCUAACCCCAGACGUCAAAGGCGACCCCCGUGCCUUCCAGACAUGCCGCCCAGAGUACUCAGCCAUGACCCUUGACCUGUCCCAGCGGCCUGCCCCAGUCCAUUCCAAGCAGGCCUUUUUCCUGCUGCACAAAGUAACCAUCCUGAAGGGCAGCAUGGAGCCUGUGGAUGUAACUGGUUUCCUCACCAAACUUAGCCACCUGCACCCUGACCAGACACCUUUAGUGAGGGGUGACACGCGUUUCAUCAUGCUGCUCCGCUACUCAGUGGAAAACCUGAGUCACUUCAGCCACUCCCAGCUACUGAAGGUGCUGAGGUCGUUCGUUUGGCUGGGCCUGCCCCCCACUCACAGCAUGCUGGGGCUGUAUGAGGCUGAGCUGGGCCGCAGGGCCGGGGAGAUGGGCCUCCACCAGCUGCUGUUGGCUGCAGACCUGUGGCGCUGCCUUAGGAGGUCUGUGCCUCAGUACCUGCAGUGCCUGUAUGACUGCGCCAGCCUGCACUUAGGCCAGGUAGGUGUCCCUGAGAUAGUCCAGCUUCUGUAUGUGAUGGGGGAGGGCAGGCACUGCCCCAAAGAGCUAGUUCACCCCUUAGAGCAGAUACUGAUGCGUCACCUGGACCAGCUGGAGCCAGAGGAGGUAGGUGCUGUGUGCCUGGGCCUGUUCAAGUCCCAGACAGCACUCUCGGAAGGAUCGGUGAACCGGCUGGUGGACAGGGCCCACUCGGUUGUGUAUGAGAUGAGUGACUUUGCCAUGGUGAAUGUGAUGAAGCUGCUGCGUUUUAGCUACCUGGACCAUCGGGCUUGGCUUGAGGUCAUGGCGCAUGAGGUGCCUCGCCGUGCCCCCAGCAUGGGCGUCCAGGGUCUGAUGCAUGUGGCACUGGCCUGCUCGUCCCUGCAUUACCGCAACGAACGCAUCCUCCUGGCUGUUGCUGAGCGCCUGCCGUCGUUAGCGCCACACUGUCGGAGCAAAGACUCGGGCAAGCUGAUAUGGGCCUUUGGGACCCUAGGUGUCUUGCCCAGCCAGUGCCCUAACUUCUACCCCAGCCUCAUUGAGGCCCUCCGGCAGAGAGAGGAUGAGUUCCAGCGCUAUCCUGAGCACCUCCUAACCGGCCUCCUCGGCCUGGCAUUUAUCUGUCAGCUCCCUGAGGACCUUGUGGCGUUAGCUUUGAGCCCCGAGUUUGUUAGCCUAGCCACCAGGUCCAAACAGCUGGAUCUGAAGAAAGACUUGUUCACUCUGGAUGGGACGGUGGCGUUGGAGCUGCCUCACUGGACUGGCCCGCGGCUGAGUAGAGAGCUGCGGGAGGAGACAACGGAGAUUCUGUGGCGCUUUGCCCAGAAGGACGUGUGUCAGAAGGUUGAGGUCCUGGAGGCAGAGGCUGUGUUACGGGACCUUUUGGGUGGAGAGGAGUUCGUGAGCAAACGAAUGAUCCUGCCUCACACCCGCUCCAUCGACCUGGAGGUGCAUUUGAACCCUGUCGGACAGCCGCUACCUGUGACCUCAGUGCAGACAUACCCCAUUUCUUCUGGCUCUUCUACUCAGGGCUGGGAAAAGAUCAACACAGGAGUCACUCUCACCGAGGACCUUUUGACUCAACUUACCAAUGGCAGAAAGACCCCCCUUCCCCCAACCCAAGCUUUUCAACUGCCCCUCCUCCGAAGGACAGAGCCGGAUGAGGGAGGGGGGCUGUUCAGUGUGGGAGUCGAUCUGACGGACGGGCUUGUGGGGACUCUGACCAAACGUAACAACCCAGGCCCACUCCCCAGGGACUCCCACAAAGCCUCCAUAGCCCCCAUCAGACUGGCCAUCCAGGUGACGAACAGGAACCACUACUGCUACCGCUCUCCACAGCUGCUGGGGCUGCACGCCAUGAAAAGGAGGCAGCUGAAGCUGACUGGAUACCGUGUGGUGGAGCUGCCUCACCGUGAGUGGUUCCCUCUGCUGAGGCGAACCCACGCUGAGAAACUGGCCUAUAUGCACUGCAAGGUUUACGGCACCCUUGACUGACGUGUUCACAUAUGUUUUUUUUAGUAAGCUUAUGGGCAAUCCUUGUUGAGAGGCUGUUGAAUAUAAUGUUAGACUUUUACCUUGUCAUCUCGGGGAUUUGAUCCAGCAACCUUUCGGUUACUGGCCCAACACUCUAACCACGAGGCUGCCUGCCACCCCUGAUCAGUGUGAGAGGUGUCAAAAAUAAAUGUUAUGACUGCAAGAUUUUGAACAGCAGCCAAACAUGACUUCUGCAUGUUCUUCAUGUGUGGGAUGGGACAUUUUUUGUUGCUAGGCCUAAGCUAAAUGGUAAAAGAGGAUCUAUUAAGCGAACGUAAUGUAUGAAUACUUUGAAUGUACAGUACAUAUCACUUCCCCACUGUUGACAUGUUUGCAGUAUUCCAUUAAAUGUUUGAUGGUCCAUUAAAAACCGCUUCAGAGAACUCAUUUUAGUAUCUUCUGUGUCAUAACUCGGGGUGGUAGGCGACAUGCAGUACCUUCGGGAAGUAUUCAGACCCCAGCUUUAUUCUAAAAUUGAUUUAAAUUGUUUUUUCCCCCUCAUUAAUCUACAAACAGUAGCCCAUUUUUUAAAAACAGUUUUUUAUUAAAAGUAAAAAACAAAAGACAUUACAUUUACGGAAGUAUUAAGACCCUAUACUCAGUACUUUGUUUGAUUGGGUUCAAGUCUGGUUUCUGGCUGGGCCACUCAAGGACAUUCAAAGACUUGUCCCUAAGCUACCCCUGCAUUGUCUUGGCUGUGUGCUUCGGUUCGUUGUCCUGUUGGAAGAUGAACCUUCGCCCCAGUCUGAAGUUUAGUGCACUCUGGAGCAGGUUCAUCAAGGACGUCUCUGUACUUUGCUCCGUUCAUCUUUGCCUCGAUUCUAACUAGUCUCCCAGUCACUGCCGCUGAAAAACAACCCCACAGCAUGAUGCCGUCACCACCAUGCUUCGCCGUAGGGAUGGUGCCAGGUUUCCUCCAGACGUGACACUUUGCAUUUAGGCUAAGAGUUCAAUCUUAAUUUCAUCAGACUAAGAGAUUACUUUUUCUAAUGGUCAAAGUCCUUUUUAGGUGCCUUUUGGCAAACUCCAAGCGGGCUGUUGUGUAUUUUACUGAAGAGUGGCUUCAGUCUGUCCACUCUACCAUAAAGGCCCGAUAUGUGGAGUGCUGCAGAGAUGGUUGUCCUUCUGGAAGGUUAUCCCAUCUCCACAGAUGAGCUUUGUCAGUGACCAUCAGAUUCUUGGUCACCUCCCUGACCAAGGCCCUUCUACCCCAAUUGCUCAGUUUGGACCGGGUGGCCAGCUCUAGGAAGAGUCUUGGUGGUUCUAAACUUCUUCCAUUUAAGAAUGAUGGAUGACACUUUGUUCUUGUGGACCUUCAAUGCUGCAGACAUUUUUUGGUACCCUUUCCCAGAUCUGUGCCUCCACACAAUCCUGUCUCGGAGCUCAACUGACAAUUCCUUCGACCUCAUUGCUUGGUUUUUGCUCUGACGUGCACUGUCAACUGUGGGACCUUAUAUAGACAGGUGUGUGCCUUUCCAAAUAAUGUCCAAUCAAUUGAAUUUACCACAGGUGGACUCCAAGUUGAAACAUCUCAAGGAUGAUCAAUGGAAACCGGCUGCAUCUGAGCUCAAUUUCGAGUCUCAUAGCAAAGGGUCUGAAUACUUUUUUUGUUUGUAUAAAUUUGCAAACAUUUCAGAAAACCCCAUAAUGACAAAGCAAAAACAGGUUUUGUGUGUAGAUUGCUGAGAAUUUUUUUAAAUCCAUUUUAGAAUAAGGCUGAAACAUAACAAUGUGGAGGGUCAAGGGGUCUUAUAACUUUCCGAAGGCACUGUAGCCUAUCAGACUCCCCCCCCCCCCGAUUUUAUGGGUUUUUAAUAUUGCGAUAUUUGACAGCUUAUAACCUUACGUUUUGUGCCAUUUACCCCCAGUCCAGCUGUCUAUACAGUAUAGAUAUCUGAUUCAUGUCUACCACAUAUGUGAUUUGGCCUAAAAUGUUCUAUUAUAAUUCGCCAACCCCUAAAUCCAGCAGUUCUUUUUUCUCCCAGCUAUGUAUUUCUGCUUCACUAUGCACAUGCAUUCAUGUAUUUCAUUUAAUUAAGAAAAGUUAUGAGGUUUUCAUGUUAUUGAGUGGAGGCACAUAUGUGAAGGGUUUAAAUUACCAUUUGUUAAUGUUAAUCAGGAAUUCAAAGUAGGAUCUUAAAUCUAAAGCCCAUGUGCCCUUUUGUACGUGCAGGAAAUUAAAAUAUUCUUGAUUCACUGUUCAU